AUGGCAGGCUGGGUGUUUUUGCUGCUGGUGUUGUGUUUGCUUGUGUGUGAGUGUGAGUGUGUGAAGGAUUACUAUGCUGUGUUAGGGGUUCCCCACACAGCGACGGAAGGGCAGAUAAAGAGAGCUUUCCGUGGACUGGCCAUGAAACACCAUCCCGACAGAAACAGGAGAUCUGAUGCACCUCAAAUCUUCACACAAAUUGCCCAGGCCUAUGAGGUACUGUCUGAUGCGAGGAGGCGGAGACUGUACGACCAGGUUGGCCAUACGUCCUACGUGAGCCCUCGUGGAGAGAGAGAGGGAGACAAGGGUUCGAGGGACCCACUUGGUGACCAUCGCCAUGGCAAGGGAAACAGUGGUGGUUUCUAUGGUAACGGCAUUUUCCCUCCAUUCAGCUCAGACGAGCUGCUGCAGAUGCUUCAGGUGGAGGAGGAAGAACUGUUUGAGGGGGUGUGGUCUGACAUGGACCAGGGGUGGAGCUUCACUUUUGGAGGGGAGGAUGAUGGCGAUGACCAUGAUGAAUUCUGGGACGGCCGCUGGCUGGAGGAAGAUGCAGGCUUUUACUAG
This is a messenger RNA of Chanos chanos (milkfish), 564 nucleotides long. RefSeq names its product dnaJ homolog subfamily B member 9. The coding region runs from base 1 to 564 and encodes 187 amino acids. Gene Ontology annotation, biological process: ERAD pathway. Lineage: Eukaryota; Metazoa; Chordata; Actinopteri; Gonorynchiformes; Chanidae. The record is from RefSeq and is a predicted model, not a curated record. Gene Ontology annotation, molecular function: protein-folding chaperone binding; misfolded protein binding. Gene Ontology annotation, cellular component: endoplasmic reticulum. The transcript has 2 exons.